Molecule: messenger RNA, 1911 nt
Organism: Ipomoea triloba (trilobed morning glory)
Lineage: Eukaryota; Viridiplantae; Streptophyta; Magnoliopsida; Solanales; Convolvulaceae
Product: probably inactive leucine-rich repeat receptor-like protein kinase At5g48380
Exons: 2
Coding region: 5-1753 (582 amino acids)
Biological process (GO): protein phosphorylation
Molecular function (GO): ATP binding; protein kinase activity; receptor serine/threonine kinase binding
Source: RefSeq, a predicted model, not a curated record
AAUAAUGUAUCCCUGUGGUGUCAAAUUUCUUAUUCUUCUUCUUCUUUACGUAGUACUGCUACUUGCACUUGAUUGUUGCGGUGGAAUCCAUGCGUUGCAGAGUGACAUCGAUUGCUUGAAAUCGGUUAGAGAGUCAUUGGAGGAUCCUCUGGGUUACCUUGAUAGCUGGAACUUUAACAACAGGAGUGAAGGAUUUAUCUGCAGGUUCAUCGGAGUUGAUUGCUGGCAUCCUGAUGAGAAUAAAGUGCUAAAUAUCCGACUCUCUAACAUGGAGCUUGGAGGGCAGUUCCCUCUAGGCAUUCAAAGAUGUUCAAGCUUAACGGGUUUGGAUCUAUCAAGCAACAAGCUAAACGGAACCAUACCUCCAAAUAUAGCAAAGAUCGUGGGCUUGAUUACAACACUGGAUUUAUCGUCUAACCGAUUCACGGGUGAGAUUCCUGUUGAUUUGGCAAACUGCACAUACUUAAAUGUGAUCAAGUUAGACAACAAUGAGCUAACUGGCCAAAUUCCACCUCAAUUUGGUUCAUUGACACGCAUAAAGGAUUUCAGUGUUGCCAAUAACAGAUUGAUAGGAGCAGUCCCACAUUUUGGAAACUAUUCCAUUCCGGCACAAAAUUUAGCAAAUAAUGAUGGACUUUGCGGAGCUCCAUUGCCAGAUUGCCCAGUACAUGCCAAGAAAGAUCACCGCGAUCGAGAUUUCUUCCUCACUGGGUUUGUCACAGGUUGGGCCAUCUUUGUGUUGCUCACUUUAUUUAUUUGCCUCUUUGGAAUUCCCUAUGCAGCAGCUAUAGGAAAGAAUGUGAGGGUGAACAACGCAAGUAUAUGUCCUGAGCAACAGGAUAUUGGGAACCAAGACAUGAUUCUGAAGCUGGAGAAGUUUGUGAGCAGAAUGAGUUUUAAGGAAAUGGCAAACGCAACAUCCAGUUUUAGCCAGGACAAUAUUGUUGGGUGUGGAACUCUAGGGAAAGUGUACAAGGCAACCCCUCCAAACGGCUGGCUUCUUGCCAUCAAAAGACUCCACGAGACAGAGAAUUUGGACGACGAGUUUGCCUCCGAGAUCAUGAUUUUGGGCCGACUACGCCAUCAAAAUCUAGUGCCCCUUAUAGGCUUUUCCGCCCAAGGGAAAGCAAAACUUCUGGUUUACAAGUACAUACCCAAUGGCAGCCUCCAUGACUGGCUACACUCUACACAAGACAGGGCAAAAGCCUUGGAAUGGCCUCUGAGAAUGAAGAUAGCAAUUGGUGUAGCCAAAGCCCUGUCGUGGCUUCAUUAUAGUUGUCCCUUAAAUGUGGUGCAUAAUGGCCUCUCCUCAAAAUGCAUAUUGUUGGAUCAUAAUUUUGAGCCAAGAAUAUCAAAAUUCUGGGAAGCAACGAUCACGAAUCUCAACGACACUGCUUCUACCUGGAAUAAUCCUGUGGAAUAUGGAGACAAUUUCAGCCCUUUCACCAAAGAUGUGUACUGCUUUGGAAUUGUGCUUCUUCAGCUCAUUACCAGAAAGGAAGCCUAUGAAUUGAGUUGCUCUACUGAUAUCAUUUUUGGUAGCUACACAACUAAUCUACUCCAUAUAGAUGAAGUGAUCGCACACAAAGGAUUUGAUGAUACCAUCUCACAAUUUCUUGAAAUAGCCAAGAAUUGUGUGAAAUUCUUGCCUAAUCAAAGGCCAACAAUGUUUCAAGUCUAUGAAUCACUCUCAUCCAUUUCAUACCCAUGGGUGACUGACAAUGCUUCUGAAAUUUCAAUGGAUUGCACUUAAUUAAGAUCAUGUUAGAAUUCAGUUACAUAACUCUUUUUUUUAUGAGAUCAGAUUAUAUUAUAGGUGGUAUAUAUGCUUUCAAUGGCAUAUUAUUUGUACUCAAUAACAACUUGAUGAUUCAAUUAUUAAUAGUGAAUCAAAUAUGGUCAUUGCUCAAA